UGCACAAUUGAACUUAAACGGAAACGCUACAAAUAUGUUUCCCUUCUCUCUUGAGAAACAACAAACUUAAAAUUUAGAAUUUUUUUGACAAUAUUUGUUGAGGUUUAUUAUAAUAAGCACGUACUAAUGAGCAGUAUGUUUCAAAUUUUCAUUGUUUUUGUGUGGAUCGUUUUGUUGAAUGAUUGUAAAGCAAUUGGGAAUGAUACAGAAGACAGUGCCACUGUCGACCUUGUAAAAAAAGUUCAGGAUUUAGAAAACAAAUUGAAAACUUUAAGCGAUUACAUCACAAAAGACCAAGAUGUGCUUUAUGUUACAUUAUCAGAGAGUAUGAAAGAUGUUAGCAAUGAGGUGACUGUUAUUUUUGACAGACCGCAGAUAAACCCGGGAAAUCAUUAUAAUCAGAAUGAUGGAAUUUACAUUGCACCAUUCUCUGGGCGAAUUAUGGCUUUCUGGACAAUUGGCACCAACGAGACCGCAAGAACAGAACUCGUGGUCGAAGAUAGAGUUGUUGGUACAUUAAUGACUGCUGCAAGUUCUAUUACAACCAGCAAUCCAUACAGCAAUUCCAAAACUAUGAAAGAAUCAUCAUCAUCGACCGUGGCUGUUACCGAUGUUCAAAGGGGAAAUCACAUAUUUCUGAGAACUGCAUCACAUGAUAAUCACAUUCUCAAAACUGUUUCGUCCUUACUGAUAAGACGUACGCUUUAAACACAGGACAUGAGUCAAACAUUCUGCAUUUCCUUUAAGCAUUUUUUAUUAACAAUUUUUUCGCUAACCAAUUUCAUCUUCAAGUUCAUGUUUUAGCUAAUUUUUUCGAUGGGGAUAUCAUGACAUGUGUCUUAUGUUUGCUUUUCGUUAUACUCCUACCGUCGACUGAUUAUCAAAGUGUUUAGUUCAAAACACAGAUUUGUUUAUGAUAUACUCUUAACAAACAAAGUAUACGGAGGUUUAAAAUUGAUUGAAUGAUAUAAUACAUUUUCUUGGGAGACAAUGACGUCGCUAGCGUAUAUCAUUUUUUUUUAUUGCA
Messenger RNA from Mytilus trossulus (common blue mussel), 1027 nucleotides. RefSeq lists its product as uncharacterized. Bases 127 to 708 code for a protein of 193 amino acids. NCBI's taxonomy places the organism in Eukaryota, Metazoa, Mollusca, Bivalvia, Mytilida, Mytilidae. Gene Ontology annotation, molecular function: protein binding. The transcript has 2 exons. The record is from RefSeq and is a predicted model, not a curated record.